Epinephelus moara (kelp grouper) is the source of this 2487-nucleotide messenger RNA. It is a transcript of the gene gys1, whose product is annotated as glycogen synthase 1 (muscle). Gene Ontology annotation, cellular component: cytoplasm. The transcript is spliced from 16 exons. NCBI's taxonomy places the organism in Eukaryota, Metazoa, Chordata, Actinopteri, Perciformes, Serranidae. Gene Ontology annotation, molecular function: alpha-1,4-glucan glucosyltransferase (UDP-glucose donor) activity. Bases 201 to 2336 code for a protein of 711 amino acids. Gene Ontology annotation, biological process: glycogen biosynthetic process. The record is from RefSeq and is a predicted model, not a curated record.
CCUUCUUCCUGCAUCGCAGGCCGUGGACGUCCUGUCCCUCCAUCUGUCAGUGAACGCAUCAAACCAAUGUGAAACGCUGGCAUUUAACUAAAGCUGCCGCCCCCUUUUCCUCACUCUCCGCUGGUUGCAUUUCUUGGAUUGACUGCGACAGCUGCCGAUGUGUUGUUCAUCUUCGUGAAGUUGGGACAAAACCAAAAGGCAUGCCGCUGGCUCGCAGCCUCUCUGUCACGUCCCUGUCAGGACUGGAGGAGUGGGACGAGGAGUUUGAAUUGGAAGAUGCUGUCCUUUUUGAAAUUGCGUGGGAGGUCGCAAACAAAGUUGGAGGCAUCUAUACCGUCAUCCAGACCAAAGCCCGUCUGACCUCAGAGGAAUGGGGGGAGAACUAUUUCCUGGUGGGUCCCUAUGUAGAGAGCAACGUGCGCACACAGGUGGAGUUGAUCGAGCCCACCAACCCCGUGCUGAAGAGAACCAUUGACAAGAUGAACUCCAGUGGGUGUAAGGUCUACUUUGGGCGGUGGCUUAUUGAGGGCAGUCCAUAUGUUGUUCUGAUUGAUGUGGGGUUCACCGCCUGGUCUCUGGACACCUGGAAGAGCGAGUUGUGGGAGUUAUGCGACAUUGGCGUGCCAUGGUUCGACCGCGAGGCCAACGAUGCUGUGCUGUUUGGCUUCCUGACGGCCUGGCUCCUAGGAGAGUACGCAGCCCAGAGCGAGGAGCCUCCACACAUCGUGGCCCAUUUCCAUGAGUGGUUGGCCGGUCUGGGCCUGGUGUUGUGUAGGCACAGACAGCUGCCUGUUGCAACCAUCUUCACCACUCAUGCCACACUGCUGGGUCGAUACCUGUGUGCCGGAAAUGUGGACUUCUAUAACAAACUUGCAGACUUCAAUGUGGAUAAGGAAGCAGGCGAUAGACAGAUCUACCAUCGCUACUGUUUGGAGCGGGCGGCUGCUCACUGUGCCCACGUCUUCACCACUGUGUCACAGAUCACAGCUAUUGAGGCUGAGCAUCUGCUUAAGAGAAAACCAGACAUUGUUACUCCCAAUGGGCUCAACGUGAAGAAGUUCUCAGCCGUGCAUGAGUUUCAAAACCUCCACGCUCAGAGCAAGAAUCGGAUUCAGGAAUUCGUCAGGGGACACUUCUACGGGCACCUUGACUUCAACCUGGACAAGUGUUUGUUCCUCUUUAUUGCCGGAAGGUAUGAGUUCUCCAACAAAGGAGCUGACCUCUUCUUGGAAGCUUUAGCCAGACUCAACUAUCUACUGAGAGUCAAUCACAGCGACGUAACCGUCAUUGCAUUCUUCAUCAUGCCAGCUCGGACAAACAACUUCAACGUUGAGACCUUGAAGGGCCAAGCUGUCAGGAAACAGCUCUGGGAUACUGCUCAGACUGUGAAGGAACGUUUUGGAAAGAAACUUUAUGAGUCACUUUUAGUCGGGCAGCUGCCAGAUGUGUCGAAGAUGUUGGACAAAGAGGACUUCACCAUAAUGAAGCGUGCCAUCUUCGCGACUCAGAGACAAUGCCAGCCUCCAAUCUGCACCCAUAACAUGCUGGAGGACAGCAGCGAUCCAAUCCUCAACUGUGUCCGCCGUAUCGGCCUUUUCAACAGCUCCGCUGACCGCGUCAAGAUUAUCUUCCAUCCAGAGUUCCUUUCGUCCACCUCUCCUCUACUUCCGAUGGAUUAUGAGGAGUUUGUAAGAGGCUGUCACCUUGGUGUCUUUCCCUCUUACUAUGAGCCUUGGGGCUACACUCCAGCUGAGUGCACAGUCAUGGGAAUUCCAUCAAUCUCAACUAACCUGUCAGGAUUUGGCUGCUUCAUGGAGGAACACAUAGCAGACCCCUCAGCUUAUGGUAUUUACAUCCUGGACCGACGAUAUCGGGGGGUCGACGAGUCGUGUAACCAGCUCACGUCCUUCCUGUUUCAGUUCUGCAAGCAGAGCCGGCGCCAGCGGAUCAUCCAGAGGAACCGCACUGAGCGUCUGAGUGAACUCUUGGACUGGAGAUACCUCGGCAGGUAUUAUAUAUCUGCCCGUCAUAUGGCCCUGGCUAAAGCGUUCCCUGACACCUACAUGUAUGAACUUCAUGAGCCCACCUCAACCUCAGGUUUCCGUUACCCCCGACCAGCCUCUGUGCCACCAUCUCCAGCUCUGUCCCGCCACUCCUCCCCUCGCCACAGCGAGGCUGAGGACAACGAUGAGGACGAACGUUACGAUGAGGAUCUGGAGGCAGAGAAGGACCGGGUGAACAUCCGCCAGCCCUACGUCAUGCCAUUGAAAAACAAGUCCACUGCAGCUCUGGGGGCCAAUGGAAACAGCGAAGGUGUCACAAGCGACAAAAACUGAGACACACACACACACACACACAGUAAAUGCUACACCUCACUAUUGAAACUCUAUCUGUGGCAAUUGUUAAAGUAUUCAUGUACUUUAUAAAUGAAUGCAGUUGUGUGAUUGCGAGUGAUAAAUUUAAUAUCAGCUUGUUGUGAAAAACUGC